UCAUAGCCAGCUUGAUAGAUGCUGUUUUGCCUCUUCUCCCUGCCUUUUUUUAACUGUCCACUUUAUCCAGUAAAGACAAAAAAACAAGGCAUGAAAAAAAAGGCAUCGACAUUCCUCGUAGAUCAAACAGGCAUCGCGUAAAUGAUUUACUUCGGCCUGGUUUGUCCGUUUCGAGCGAACACGCAACGCCGAUGUUUCUGCCCGGAGCCCGGUUAGGCAGAGCUCCAGUGGCCUGGCCUUCAUGUUUACAAGCGAUUGUGCGUCUGGGCUGAUCUGAUUAGAGGGGUCCUCUGGUCCGUCCCUUAUCCGUUUCUGUCAGGACCGGGGACCUCGUUUGUCACGCGUGUUCUUUAAGCCCGGUUCGCACGGAGAUCUCAGCUUCCGGAGGGAAAAUUAAAGACCCGGUUGAAGCGGUUUCCAGUCAGGACCCGAAAUCAAACCUGCGCCAGAACGGCUUCACACUGGAUCUGCCACCCAGCGGGGUUAAAAUCUGCCGCAGGCAGGACUGAGCGCACCUUCCACCAAUCAGCUGGCCAGAUGGGGUGCCGGUGUUGUAGGAUGUUAAAAAGCUACAUCUAUGAUCCCUCGGUCCCUGUAGAAGUCCACGGGAGGAGGCAUGACUCCAGCAGCAGCAGCUCCCUUUACCAGAGCAAGCCCCUGGAGACGGACAACAUUCACAAAGUGCAGGGCUUCCACAACCUGGGCUACAGCCACAAGUACGGGGACAACCUAAAGAAUGGCUCGUCCAGGCUGGAGAUCGACAACAACCAGAUCAACCGCCUGCACGCCCCGCCCGGCGACGGGGCCCAGGACCGGCCCUCAAAACUGGAGUCGGGCAACAGCGCCCUCUACAUCCUUCACCCGCAAGAGAGCACGCUCAAAUGCGUGUCGCCCUGCCAACCCCGGCCUCUGCCGGGACACCUGGCGCUUCAGACCAGCGCCCCCUGCGGGCCCGUCGAAAAGCUGGAGGGUCGUCUCAUGGACGGGACGUCUCUGGAAAACGGGGGUCCCUUCCCGGGCGCGCGGGGGGAGGACGACGCGGAGAGCGUCCUCUCGGGCCGGUCGGAGGACGUCAACACCAGCACCACCAGCCUCUCCUCCGUCGAUGCCAAAGACAGAGUCGGGAGGGGGGAAACCUCCACCGCUCCGGAAGUUUCCGCCACGGAGAGCGGCAGCUCCUCUGAGGGAGAGGAUGAGGAAGGUGACAGUGGGAGUGUCACGGACUCCGAGGUGGCCGAGGCCCUGGCGGCUCUCGAAGCAGCGACCGCCGAUGAAGACGCCGAUGAAGAUUGAUCGUUCUAUACCCUCUACCAAUGGCGGACCGCAUCUUGCCACCAAUGCCACGGUUCAUUCCACUGACUGUAUGUGCGCACGUUUUUCAUUUUUCAUUUUCUUUUCGGACAUUUAUUUUUGAAUCUGAUGCGCACAGACUUUUAAAAGCAUCUGUUUAUUUAGCCUUCUGCAACUGUCCUCUACUCUGUGCUGAGCUUUCUGUUCUUAAAAUGAAUCGGAUCAAUCGUUUACAAAGACCUCGCGUCUAGUUGUGAAUUGCGAAUGCAAAGCUUUUAUCGCCAAAGAAUGAACCCCAAAAGAUGCUAUGAAGAUUUUUGCCAAGGAAAGCAUCGCCCUGAAAUCUAAAAUAUAUGUUUUGUUGUUCCAUGUGAGCAGGAGAUAGGACACUUGGCGGUAGACUGUGAACGUUUUCUGCCACGUGGCUUGCCUGUUCCUCAGUCCUUCGAGGUUCCUCCAAAAUGGCGGCACACCUUACAAAAAUGGGGAAUUCUGGCCAAAAUUUCUAUUUUUAUAUCCAUCCUGAUGUUCUGUUUGUGGUUUUAUACCUAAAUAACUGUUAUUUAUCCCUUUGCAUGUUGUUACUUGUCUUUCAGGAAAAAUUGAGGAAUUAAUUAAUGAAUCACUCGGUGGUCACAAAGUUCUGCACAUUAUUGGUAGAGAAUGAUGUUGGAUUUUAGAUUUGUUUUUUGUUUUUUCUGUGAGUGGUGAAGUGGUGAGGUCAAAGGUGGGUGUGUGUGUUGGAAAAUGAUUUUACACUCAGUUGAUUGGUUUUUGGUGCUGUGUGUGUAUGUGUGUGUGUGUGCAUGCAUGUGCGUUUGCGUGCUCACGUGCGUGUACGCAUGUGUGUGUGCAUGCGUGUGUGUAUGUGUGUGUUUAUGUAUGCAGUACUUGAGCUGUAUAGUUAUGUACAUUAGAUACAAUAUAGUAAAAUCAAUGUAAAAAAUGACUGAUUGAAAACCACAGUGCCACAAGAUAAAGUAAGCUUGACACAAAGAUCCUCUACUACAUGUGCCAGACAAGACAACUCAUCAUCUUUCUCACAUUCUCUCACAUUUUAUCUAUACACUUAGGGGACAUUCAUUGUUUUUAAUGACGGAACGCAUUGUUUCCAGAAGAAAAUAUUUAUUUAGUCCAGUGUUUUCAUUUAAAUUGUCUUACAAUUCCUGCCAAGUUGGUGAUUUUAAUCCAAUGCAAAAUAAGGUUCCUACAAUAUAACAAGGGAUAUGUGAAUACUUUAAAUGGUUUUUACAUGAUGUUACUGUGGAUUUUGAGUCAAAGGAAUGUUCCUCUGCCCCACUAUGUACGCUGAAUGACAAAAAACUAUAUAUAUAGUGAGCUUCACAAUGUUUGGGACAAAGACAUUUUUUUUCUUGAUUUGUCUGUGUACUCCACAGUUUUCGUGGGAAUCAAACAAUUCACACUUGGUUACAGUGCACAUUCGCAGUGUAUAUUUAAGGCUAUGUCUAUAGAUACUUUGGUUUACCCAUGCAGAAGUUACAGCAUUGUUUAUACACAGUCCUCAAUUUUAUGGCAUCACAAUGUUUGAGACAUAUUGUCCCAUAUAUGUUAUGUAAAGUUUUCGUGUUUAUUAUUUUGCUGCAUAUUCUUUGCAUGUAAUGACUGCUUGAAAUCUGUGACCCACAGACAUCACCAGGUGCUGAGUAUGCUUUCUGGUGAUGCUCUGCCAGGCCUGUACUGCAGGCAUCUUCAGCUCCUGCUUGUUUCAGGGGCUAGUUGCUUAGCUUUUCUCUUCAGCAGAUGAAACACAUGUUCAGUUGGAUUCAGAUCAGGUGAAUGACUUGGCCAGUUAAGGUUUUCCAGUUUUUGGCUUUGUGUAAAGUUUUUGUUGGUUAAGCAGAAUGUCUGGGAUAAUUGCCUGCUGUAGGAUGAAGCACAGUCCAAUCCAGUCUGGAGGCAUUUGGUUGAAAUUCAGCAGAUAAGAUGCUUCUGUACACUUCAGAAUUCAUUCUGCUGCUGCUACCAGCAGUUUUAUCAUCAAUGAAGACAAGUUAUCCAGUAUCUGUGUCCAUACACGCCCAAACCAUAACCCACGUGUUUUCUCCAUUGCGGUGAUAAUUUUUUAGUCAUCAACAGUAGAAGUAUUCCUUGGCCUACCAGACCCUUUGCAAUUAUUGAGCUCACCAGUGCUCUCUUUCUUCUUAAUGAUGUUCUAAACGGGAUUUUAUUAAGCCUAAAGUUGUAACCCAUAUGUAAGCCAAAUUUACUUCUCAGCCUCAUAAUUCUCAGCCUCAUAAUGGCUUCAUUGACGUUCAUUGGCACAACACUGGUCCUCAUGUUGACAAAUUCCAGACUCCUAAAGAGACUCCAAAGUCAAUCAAAAGGCGAGAAUCAAGACUAGACACUGAAUGCUGUCUUAUAUCUAUAUUAAGGAAGCAAUUGAACACACCUGACUAAUCCGAAACACGUGAAGCCAUUUGUCCCAAACAUUAUGGUGCUUUGAUAUAGGGGUCUAUGUAUAAAAAGUGCUUUAAUUUCUCCAUGGUGAAACCAAAAUGUUUUAAAAUAUGUUUUAAUAAAAGCCAGGAAUCUGCACUUUAACCACAUGUGAAUUGUUUGAUUCUGAAAUUGUGGAGUACAUAGCCAAAUCAAGAAAAGUAUUUGUUCCAAACAUUAUGGAGCUCACUAUAUACAAACUUGUAAUUUCUCCUUUCAAUAUUUCUUUUUAAAUGUGUUGCCAUUAAAAGAUAAAAAAUAAUAAAGAUUCCACUGCACUCAUCA
Anguilla anguilla (European eel) is the source of this 4032-nucleotide messenger RNA. RefSeq lists its product as uncharacterized. The record is from RefSeq and is a predicted model, not a curated record. NCBI's taxonomy places the organism in Eukaryota, Metazoa, Chordata, Actinopteri, Anguilliformes, Anguillidae. Bases 538 to 1293 code for a protein of 251 amino acids. The transcript has 3 exons.